GUGUUCAAGUGUCAAAUUCCUGGUGAAAAUUUUGCUGUUUUGUGGCCUCACCAGUUCCUGGACCACUCCUCACGAUCCCAAGUAUGACCAGCCGCAAUCGCGGGAGUGGAAAGACCGAGACGGCAAUUGAGAAUUGCCGGAGUGACGGCAAGUGGAAGAAAGUGAUUGAAUUGGCUGAGGAACUGAAGCUCGGCAGUCCGCGAUAUGAGAGCUUGUCCAACUUCCUGAUUGGCGAGGGGAAACUGGAGAAUUUCCUGGAUGAAACGCCACCGAUCGAGGCGAACUUCGCCAAGGCCAAGACGGGGUUGUCAGACGCCAAGAACUACCUUCAGAUGGUCACUGGUGAGGAUGGCCAGAGGGCGGGCAUCGCCCUGGAUGCUCACCUACUGCUGGCCAAGUUGGCCUACGCCUGUGGGCAGUACGAUGAGGUUCUGGAGCACUUUGUCAAGGCUGAACUGAAUUCGCUGAGCGAAAAGGAACUGACGCCGAGGAGUCUGCGCAUCCUGGCGGAGUCGUACGCCAUCAAGGGACUGAGUUUGGAGAAUCAGGGACCGCAAAAAGGCACAUCAAGGUACAAAUUGGCCGAGAGGGAGUCGGAAAUGAUAACAUCCUUUGAGCGUGCCGCCGACCUGGGACUGCUGUAUCUUCAGGAUCAGGACAUUGUGGCCAAUACGACGGCCUCUGAGCCUCGCCGGAUGGGAGCAAUCCUCGAAACUGCGCUCCAGAGAGCGCCAAUCGUGCUGAUCAAGGCUGGGAAGCUGCAAGAGGCCAUUGACAGGUAUCGCUCGAUGCUGAGCGCCGUGGAGGCGAAGACCACGCAAUCCCUGCGACUCACGCUGGCGCGUCAGCUCGCCGAAGUGCUGUUGCGCGGCGUCUCUGGGACAAUCUACACGCCGCCGAGCACCUCUACACUACCCAGAUCCAAUGCCAGCAGCAAGAAGCUGUGGAAGCCGCGCAAGUACAGCAGCAGGAACCAAUUCAUGCCGCGCAAUCAGCACGAGGAGACAAUCCUGCUGCUGCUCAUCUCGGAAGCGCUCGCCGUGCGCGACGCAUUGCUGUCCGUGAGCCCAGAAUUCCGAGAAGCGCGCGCACACACGAUCGGCAACGCCACGGCGGUGUAUGACUUGCUGGCGCUAGCCACAGUGCGCUGGGGCCUCACGUCUCUGCUGCACCAGAGCUUCGAGAAGGCGCUGAAGUUCACCUUUGGCGAGCAGCACGUGUGGCGACAGUACGCGCUGAGUCUGGCCGGCACGGGAAACUACAACCAGGCCGUGCGGGCGCUCUCGGAAUCGUCACUGUUGGUGCCCACGGAUCCGCUUCCGUGCCUCAUGUCGGCGCGCCUGUGUUACGAGCAUCUCGGGCGCAUGCAGGAGGGUAUUGAGCACGCGCAGAAGGCGCUGAGUAAAGAAGUGAAGGGCCUGCGGCCAUCCCGGGCGCAGCUGCUGGUGGGAAUUGGCUGGCAGCAGAUCGCGCUGGGCUUUACGCUGCGUUCCGAGAGGGACAAGUACCACAGGCAGGCACUGGAGGCGUUCGAGAAGGCCGUCCAGGCGGACUCCAAUGACCACUUGGCUGAGUACUACCUUGCGCUGCAGUUCGCCCUCAUUCAUGACAUUCCCUCUGCCGUGCUGCACAUCCAGACGGCCCUGGCGCUGCGCGCGGAGCACGCCAACAGCCUGCAGCUCUUUGCGCUGCUCCUCACGGCCAACAGGCGCCACAAGGAGGCGCUGGUGGUGGUGGAGGACGCGCUGCUGGAGUUCCCAGACAACCUGAAUCUCUAUCAGCUGAAGGCGCACCUGGAGCUGCACGUGAACGAAGCCGAGCGCGCCCUGACCACCACUCAGGCCAUGCUGAUGAAGUGGAAGGAGCUGUAUGAGAGCCAGCUGACGGGAGAGACGCCGGCGGACGGGAUGGAGAAGCACUCGGACACGCGGAGUACGCAGCAUCACUCGUCCCAGUUGUCGGACAGAGACUCCAGCUCAGUGCACGCUGCCUCCAUCUCCGCCUCUCGUAUUGAGCAGGCGCUGAGCGAGGCCGCGAGCUCGCUGAGCUCCUUCAGUCCACGCCAGGGCCCGCAGAAGGCGCUGGUGCUGCAGAUACGCAUCUGGCUGCUGAUGUCCGACGUGUAUCUGGCGCUGGAUCAGGCCACGGAGGCGAUGAACUGCGUCCAGGAGGCGGCGACGAUCAAUCUCCUGUCGCCGCAAGUGAUGUACCAGCGCGGCCGCGUGCAUCUUCACCAGAAUCAGCUGGCGGAGGCGAAGCAGAACUUCCUGGACGCCGUGUCUGUGAAUCCGUACUACACGGACGCGCUGAGGGCGCUGGGUGAGACUUACCACCUGCUAGGGCAGCCCAGGCUGGCCGAGAAGGUGCUGCGGGACGCCGUGCAGAUCGACCCGAAUCACGCGCAUCUCUGGUUCACGCUCGGCCAAGUGCUGGAGACGCUGAGUGACUUCGAGGCGGCCGCCGACAGCAUGGCGAGCGCCCUGCAGCUGGAGACGCACUGUCCAGUGCUGCCGUUCACGUCUGUGGCGCUGACAUUCGAGUAGAACUUCCUCAUCUUCUAGGUAGUGGGAUUUAGUCAUUGGGCGGGAGACUGUUGAUCUUGUUAAGUAUUCAUUGAGCUCUAUCCUUGUUGAUGCAUUUGGCGGCUUGUUGUGGGCAGUGUCGAAGGCUCAAUUGCCCAGUUGUUGUGUCUCUGAAAUGCUGAUACAACACUGUGUGAUGGAAACGACGAUAUCUCGCAUUUAGAAUCAUUUAUUAGUGUUUAGUUUGGGCACAAUAAAGGCCAUCUCUCGAGUCAA
Molecule: messenger RNA, 2798 nt
Organism: Phlebotomus argentipes
Lineage: Eukaryota; Metazoa; Arthropoda; Insecta; Diptera; Psychodidae
Gene: Ttc7
Product: tetratricopeptide repeat protein 7B
Exons: 4
Coding region: 84-2543 (819 amino acids)
Biological process (GO): phosphatidylinositol phosphate biosynthetic process; protein localization to plasma membrane
Cellular component (GO): plasma membrane
Molecular function (GO): protein binding
Source: RefSeq, a predicted model, not a curated record